AUGUCUUUAAAAAAUAUUGGAGAAAAAAUAUAUCAUAUAAACAAAAUGGAAACAAAGAUUUACCUAGAUUACAAUGCCACGACUCCUCUUGACAAAAAUGUAAGGGAGACAAUCAAUGAUGCCUUGGAACAUUGCUGGGGCAAUCCCAGUAGUUCCCAUAACACUGGGAAGUCAGCCAAGCGUGUUAUUGACGAAGCCAGGCGUAAUGUGGCCACCAUGAUUGGUGGAAGCUCGUCUGAUGUCAUCUUUACUUCUGGAGGUACUGAGGCCAAUAACAUGAUUAUCCUGUCUGCUGUCCAUCAUUUUAGGAAGUUAUAUGGUUUGACAAAUUCAAAUGGUCUACCAUCAGAAAAAGCUAAAACGCACAAUAGUUUAGCAAGUGAUCUAUCAAGACUUGAUAAAAGCCCAAAGAAAAGGAAAUUGUCUGAUGGUGAUGGUGAUGAAAUUCAGCAUGGAGUUUUCUAUGGCGACGGUGAUCAUAAAAUUAGGAGACUGCCACAUAUUAUUUCAUCCUAUUUAGAGCAUCCAGCUGUAAAUGUUUUCUUGGAGCAUUUGAAAAGCACAGGACAAGCUGAUGUAACAUAUGCUGAAAUAUCUCAAACAACAGGUCGGGUUGAGGUGGAAGGCAUAACGAAAGCUAUCAGACCCAAUACCAUCCUUGUGACUGUCAUGCUUGCUAAUAAUGAAACAGGUAUCAUACAGCCUGUAAGAGAGAUUUGUGAGGCCAUUAGAAAUCUGGACAGGUCAGAACUUGAGACUGAGCAAAUUUAUGUUCAUACAGAUGCUGCUCAGGCUAUUGGUAAAAUAUCUGUAGACGUUCAAAGUCUAGGGGUAGAUUACUUGACUAUUGUUGGACACAAGUUUUAUGGGCCUCGAAUAGGAGCUGUGUAUACCAGGGGCUUAGCAAAGAGCGAGACCCCUUUGUUUCCAGUGUUUUAUGGAGGUGGGCAGGAAAAGGGUCUCAGAGCGGGAACAGAGAACACUGGCAUGAUAGCUGGGUUAGGGAAAGCCAGUGAAAUAGUGAACGCAAACUUGACAGAGUUUCAGACCCAUAUGAAAAUGUGUAGAGACUAUUUGGAAUCACGAUUGACUGAACAUUUCAAGGAAAGGGUCCAUUUUAAUGGGAAAUUUCCAGGCAUAGAAAGCCUUCCUAAUACAUGCAAUGUUUCCAUACUGGGUAAAAACUUGCAAGGUCACCGUGUACUGGAAAAGUGUAAAACGAUAGAGGCAAGCGUAGGGGCAGCCUGUCAUGCACAGAAUAAACCCUCCGCCAUUCUGUUGGCUGUUGGGAUACCUGAAGAUAUCGCACGUAACGCUCUACGUCUGUCACUAGGCAGGGAGACCACUCUGGCAGAUGUGGACCUUGUGGUGGAAGAUUUGGUGCAGGCUGUGCAAGAGCUAGAUGCCGAGUAAAGAUGAGACGUCUGUGCUUCAGAAUUCCUUGUUGUUUGAAAUUUAAAUUGUGUACCAUGAAUGAUUCUUACUGUUGGUUUCGCAUUAGUCUUCACUAUAAUGUAUUAAUAUUUGAUCUGGACAUUGUUAAUAAUUUUAAUUAUGUACUCAAAUUGCAUUAUAUAGCAGAGGCAAUUCUUACAAUUAUUUAAUGGCAUAAUUUUAUUGUUAUUUAUUAAAGCUUGAAUUGUU
Molecule: messenger RNA, 1644 nt
Organism: Dreissena polymorpha
Lineage: Eukaryota; Metazoa; Mollusca; Bivalvia; Myida; Dreissenidae
Product: selenocysteine lyase-like
Exons: 1
Coding region: 1-1413 (470 amino acids)
Source: RefSeq, a predicted model, not a curated record